Molecule: messenger RNA, 741 nt
Organism: Adineta ricciae
Lineage: Eukaryota; Metazoa; Rotifera; Eurotatoria; Adinetida; Adinetidae
Source: the annotation of a GenBank genome assembly
AUGAAGUCAUCAGAGGUAUUAGCACGUCGCUUAACACCAAAACUGAUUAAGACCAAGUCACUUGCUGUUACCGAUGAAGAAGCAAGCGAUUUGUCUGUAACACGUUUAUCGAUUUCCAAUUCACUAACAAGCGUUCAUAAACAAUGUGAAGAUGAAGAUACCGAAGCAACGAAUAAACUAUUGGACAUCGGCCGUGUUGCUUCCUGGGCAGUUGGCUUUGAAAAAUUGCUCAAUGAUGAAAUGGGUUUAUAUGUGUUUACUGAAUUUCUCAAGAAAGAAUUUAGUCAAGAAAACAUACAAUUCUGGACGGAAUGCGAAAAAUUGAAAAAAUUCACAGAUCUCGACGAAGUUCGUUCGAAAGCAAAUAUGAUCUGGUCAACAUAUUUACAUGAUACAGAUGAUGGAUCAUGUCGAAUCAAUAUUGACAGUCGAACACGACAAGAAUGUUACCAAUCACUAUUACACAAACCGAAUGCUCAUAUCUUCGAAAAGGCUCAAUCUCAGAUAUUUCAAUUGAUGAAACUCGAUUCAUAUACGAGAUUUUUGAAAUCCAACAUGUAUAAAGAAUGUAUUAUGAGUGAAAUGGAAGGCAAAUCGAUACCAUAUACGAAACCCAGUCCACCACCACCGACCAAUAACGAAGACCGAUCGAAAGGCAACGAUAGUCUUGGGAAGAUCAAAGACGAAGAAAAGAAAGACAAGAAACGUAGUCCGCUUAUUCCUUGGACAAAAGGUAUUUGA